Molecule: messenger RNA, 429 nt
Organism: Rotaria sp. Silwood1
Lineage: Eukaryota; Metazoa; Rotifera; Eurotatoria; Philodinida; Philodinidae
Source: the annotation of a GenBank genome assembly
AUGUGCACCUUUUUUUAUAGAGGUAUAGAUGGAAUUGUUACUAGUUCAAUUGCUUCGAGUUUUGCAUUUGGUGGUACAGAAACCGUUAGUAUAACCGUAUGUGAAAGUGCAAAUCCUCGUCGUGAUGUUCCACGUUCAAUGAAAGAAACUAUUUGGCGUAUUGUUUUAAUUUUUGUUAAAUCAAUUGUAAUAAUGGGUCUUAGUAUUCCAUAUAAUGAUCCUAGUUUAGCUCAUAAUGAUGUUAAAAAUGUAGCUGUAUCACCAUUUACACUUGUUUUUGUUAAAUCAGGUAUUAAACCAGCUGUACAUAUUAUGAAUGCAGUUAUAUUAACAACGAUAUUAUCAGCUGGAAAUUCAGCUCUUUAUGUAUGUACACAUAUUUUAUAUGCUUUAGCUCAUGAAGGAAAAGCUCCAACAUACUUUACUUAA